Messenger RNA from Hippocampus zosterae (dwarf seahorse), 3262 nucleotides. RefSeq names its product ATP-binding cassette, sub-family F (GCN20), member 3 (gene abcf3). Gene Ontology annotation, molecular function: ATP hydrolysis activity; ATP binding. NCBI's taxonomy places the organism in Eukaryota, Metazoa, Chordata, Actinopteri, Syngnathiformes, Syngnathidae. The record is from RefSeq and is a predicted model, not a curated record. The transcript has 21 exons. Bases 125 to 2263 code for a protein of 712 amino acids.
CCGUGGAGUUUCCGGACUUUGAAAAACUUCAACUCCCAUGAUUCUACGCGGCCCGUCACUUUGACGCUUGACUCAUGCGCGCGCGGCGGUCGGCUGCGUCGGUGUGUGUGUGCGCGUGACCAUCAUGGCGGCGGCCUAUGUGGAGAUCUUGAGGAGCGAGUUUCCCGACAUCGACUCUGAGUUGUUCGACUACAUCACAGGCGUGCUGGACGGCUGCGGGGCCGACUUCGAGGAUGGCGAGGAGGUGUUUGAGGCGGUGGGCGGCGUCCUGCAGGAGGUGUCGGCCGACACGAAAAACGAGGACGACGUCCGAGGCAUCUGCUUGAGGAUGUUCAACACGCUGCGGCUGAGCGGCUGUCCCGCCUCGCAGCGUCAAGUGUUGCUGGACGCGCCGGUGCAGCUUUCCCAGAUGUCGCCGGACGCCACCUUGGCCAACAACGACGUUCAGGGCAUCUGGAUGAUGAAGCGUCCUCAGAACACGAUGGUGGACACCAAGAAGCUGGAGAAGGCUGAGGCCAAGCUGAAAGCCAAACACGAGCGACGCAACGAGAAGGACUCGAACAAGGCGUCCGGUCCGCUUGUCCUGGAGGAAGCCUCGGCCAGUCAGGCCAGCAGUAAAAAAGAAGGACGAGCCGACCAGGCGGCAAAGAACCGCAGCUACGACAUCCGAAUCGAGAACUUUGACGUGUCCUUCGGAGAGAGGUGUCUUCUUCAGGGCGCCGAGCUGGCGCUGGCGGCGGGGCGGCGCUACGGCCUGGUGGGGCGCAACGGCUUGGGGAAGACCACUCUGCUGAAGAUGUUGGCCGGCCGCAGCCUGCGCGUCCCCCCUCACAUCUCCAUCCUCCACGUGGAGCAGGAAGUGGCGGGCGACCACACCACGGCGCUGCAGAGCGUCCUGGAGAGCGACGUGCUCAGGGAGGGCCUGCUUCGAGAAGAAGCGCGCCUCAACGCCCGCAUUGCCAACGGAACGGCCGAGGGGAUGGAGAGCGUCCGUCUGUCUGAAAUUUACUGCAAGCUGGAGGAGAUCGAGGCCGACAAAGCCCCCGCCCGAGCCUCCAUCAUCUUGGCCGGUCUUGGGUUUUCGCCCAAAAUGCAGCAGCAGCCCACCAAAGAGUUUUCAGGAGGCUGGAGGAUGCGGUUGGCCUUAGCAAGAGCUCUCUUUGCUCGGCCUGACCUGCUGCUACUCGAUGAGCCGACCAACAUGUUGGACGUGAGCGCCAUCCUGUGGCUGGAGAACUACCUGCAGACGUGGCAGUCCACCAUCCUGGUGGUGUCCCACGACCGCAACUUCCUGAACGCGGUGGUGACCGACAUCGUACACCUGCACUCGCGCCGGCUGGACAGUUACCGCGGCGACUACGAGAACUUUGUCAAGACCAAAGACGAUCGACUGAAGAACCAACAGCGAGAGUACGAGGCGCAGCUGCAGUACAGGCAACACAUACAGGUGUUUAUCGACAGGUUUCGCUACAACGCCAACCGAGCGGCUCAAGUGCAGAGCAAACUCAAAGUGCUGGAACGAUUGCCCGAACUCAAGCCCAUCGAAAAAGAAGCGGAAGUGACCUUACGGUUUCCGGACAAUUUUGAGAAGUUGUCUCCUCCCAUCCUGCAGUUGGACGAGGUGGAGUUCUACUACGCGCCCGACCAGCCCCUCUUCUCCGGGCUCAACCUGUCCGCCGACCUGGAGUCUCGCGUCUGCAUCGUGGGCCAAAACGGUGCCGGGAAGAGCACGGUCCUCAAGCUUCUGAUGGGCGAGCUGACGCCCAUCAGUGGAGUCCGCCAAGCUCACAGGAAUCUGAAGAUCGGCUACUUCAGUCAGCACCACGUGGACCAGCUGGACCUGAACGUUUGCUCCGUGGAGCUGCUCCUCAACAAGUUCCCCGGUCGGACGGAGGAGGAGUACCGCCACCAGCUGGGGGGUUACGGUAUCACGGGGGAGCUGGCCACCAGGCCCGUGGCCAGCCUGUCGGGGGGCCAGAAGAGUCGGGUGGCCUUCGCCCAGAUGACCAUGCCCUGCCCCAACUUCUACAUCCUGGACGAGCCCACCAACCACCUGGACAUGGAGACCAUCGAGGCGCUCGCCACCGCGCUCAACAAGUUCAAAGGCGGCGUGAUCCUGGUGUCGCACGACGAGCGUCUGAUCCGGCUGGUGUGCCAAGAGCUGUGGGUGUGCGAGGGCGGCCGAGUGUGUCGCCUGGACGGCGGCUUCGACCAAUACCGCGACGCCCUGCACGAGCAGUUCAAGAGGGAGGGCUACCUGUGAAGAAGCCCCCCGCGCCCCCAGAAAAGGACCAUGUGACUUCCUGAUUUUCAGUUCAGGUCACCCCCCCCCCCCCCAGCGUUUUAGUGCACAGAUGCUCUAUUUGCUAAGAAAAUAAAACCUCACACAUCGUGAGCCACGUCACGUUUUGCCUUCAGGAAGCCAAAUGCUGCAGCGACGUCACCUUGCCUGCCCGACGUCGCAAAUCAGUUUUGAAGCCGAUCGCGUUGAACCUCAAACCUCUCGGAUGGUCUCUCCUACCCUUGCGAGUCAGGAGGGCGACUUGGGCCGAAACACUUUUGUUCAAAGGCAAGUGUGUGCCAAGAGACUCAUUUUGCGCUUUCAGUGUGACCAUGCGGGAAAUGGCAACAGGCCGGUGGAAAGAAAAUCCAGUCAUAUGUAUGCAAAUAUGGAAUCAUGAAUUGUUGGCAAUCAUUUCCUGUCCCCUUUCCACUAGCAAGGGAUUUGGAGUGGCCAUUUUAGUCUUUUGGGAGAAGGCCACGAGUGAAGCAUUUGAUAUCGUCUCUUGGGGCAAAUUGGGCAUUUCCGUAGUCAACUUCGGGACACCGAUAGCGUUUCAUAUUGGUUUUAUUCUGAGAAAGGUUUUCGGUGGCAUCAGUACUGGAAGCUUCUCUUGGUCUGGAUGUCGUCCAAAAUCUGCUGCAGCUCCUCGUCUUCAAAGCGUCCCUCCAAACUAAAGUGGACACACGGUCACGGCACUCAUUCGUCGUACGAGCGAAACGAUUUGAGCGGGAGGCCCGGGCUCACCUGGGGAUCAGGGACUUGGCUUCCUCGGCCGCUUCGGGACACAAGUUGGCCAAACUGGCCAACUCGAACUUGUGAAGCUUUUUCUGAAGGAGAAGGCUGCCAGGCGAGAGCAAAACAAAACAUCAUUCACAACAAGUAUUGGCGCAGAUUUGGCCAGUAGUAGAGAAUGUGUGGAGCAGAGGUCAACACCCCACCACAGUUGCAUGAGACUCCCGCUGCGUCGAGGGAAAAGCC